AUGCACCCAUCUACAGCACCCACCCCUUGUCCAACGGAGCUAAGUGCUGCCGGGGAAAUCACAACACUACCAACACCUGGUUUGCAAAGGUCCCUACAAAACAGACUGGACUACUUUACCCUACUUGAAGGAGAAUCCUUGAGUAAUCAUAGUCGCAAACUCCCCCAAGAUCUGGAAGCGGGCGGGGGAUUGCCAAGUCCCGUGCCUGGCUCUCCAAAACCGUUAGGCCACGAGGAGCUUCCAGAAGUUGAAAAACGAAACCAAGAUCCAAACGAACUACGCAAUUGGUGGGCCAGGAUACGCGCGCGUUAUCCCGAGCCAUUCGCAGAAUUUCUGUCUACGGUCAUAUCUAUAUUUUUGGCAACUUCAGCAACACUGAACUCCAUGCUUUCGACAGAGUCUCGGAAAAAUUGUGGCAAUCUCGAGAUUAGCUGGGCGUGGGGUUUUGCAUGGAUGCUCGGAAUCUACAUCGGAAGUGGUGUAUCUGGAGCUCAUAUGAAUCCAGCCAUUUCCAUCACCCUUAGCUUCUACCGCCGCUUUCCAUGGCGACAGUGCAUUAUAUACAUCGUCAUUCAGUUGUUUGCUGGGAUUGUCGCCGGCGCGUUGGCGUACGGUGUCUUCCACGAGAUGAUACAGCAUGCAGAUCCGACCUUGGAGGCCAGCUGGCAUGCAUGCAUUUAUCCUUGGGCUUUUAGUGACAAGUUUGAAGCUAACAUUCGGGCAUAA
Molecule: messenger RNA, 726 nt
Organism: Akanthomyces muscarius
Lineage: Eukaryota; Fungi; Ascomycota; Sordariomycetes; Hypocreales; Cordycipitaceae
Exons: 8
Coding region: 1-726 (241 amino acids)
Biological process (GO): glycerol transmembrane transport; water transport
Cellular component (GO): plasma membrane
Molecular function (GO): water channel activity; glycerol channel activity
Source: RefSeq, a predicted model, not a curated record